Messenger RNA from Pelobates fuscus (common spadefoot toad), 4831 nucleotides. It is a transcript of the gene TMEM94, whose product is annotated as transmembrane protein 94. Lineage: Eukaryota; Metazoa; Chordata; Amphibia; Anura; Pelobatidae. The transcript has 33 exons. Bases 168 to 4280 code for a protein of 1370 amino acids. The record is from RefSeq and is a predicted model, not a curated record.
UCCGGCUCCGCCGUGACGUCACUAACAUGGCGGCCUGAGGCUCAGCUUGGAAACCGGGGAGAGUAUCAGGUGAAGUGACACUGUAUAGACUUUGGGACUGGGAAAUUGAGACUGUAAAAUCUGGAAGAUGGGUUAUCAUAUUUCAGUAACGCAGAACGUAGCGUUGUAUGCAGAUCAACACCUAUAUGAAUCAUAAAGGUGGUGUUAAAGACAAAGUAGCACAUCAGCCCGUACAUGACGGUCUGCAAGAGCAGGGCAUUAUGGAGCCAAAUGAGAAAAGCCAGGAUGGUCCAAGGCAGUGCCUGGGUCUCUCCACUCGACAGGCUUUAUCACGCUUGAAAGAACAAUUGUCGUCAGCCCUGGCUGCUCACCAGCGUCAGAAGAAGAGUGUAGGUUUGUGGAAGGGAUGGAGGCGGAGCUUCCUGUACCAUGGCAACCGAUCAUCGUGCUUCCACUGGCCUGGUGCUGCCCUCAUGCUGCUUGCCACAUUAUUGCUGCUGUGCUGUUAUGGUAGCCAGCCAGAAGGGAGUAGGGGCUCCGAGAUAGGCAAUGCCUGUGCUCUCUUUCUUCUGCUUUUCCUCGACUUGUUCCUAAUGAGAAGACUAGAAAUGCUUAAGGAUAACGAAGUGGAGGGCAGACUUACAAGGAUCAUCGAUGGGAUUGAUGAUGUUCUGUCCAGCGUUUACGAACCGAUUUGGGAAGAUUCCUUGUAUCCCGACUUGUAUAUGCCAACUGCACACUCAUGGUCUCUUCACUGGGCAUAUCGAGAUGGCCGACUUGUGAACCUGCCCGUCAGCUUGCUCGUAGACGGUGAUGUCAUAGCUCUUCGACCAGGGCAGGAAUCAUUUGCCUCUUUGCGAGGGAUGAAGGAUGAUGAGCACAUAGUGCUGGAACCAGGGGACCUCUUUCCUCCUUUUUCCCCUCCUCCUUCUCCCCAUGCUGAGGGUAAGAAGGUCCCCCAUGACCCACAGCAACAUCACUUGUUUCGCAUCCUGAAAACACCUGUAAUGGACAAUGUCAGGAACUGGCUGGAUCAGGCCCUCACUCACCCAGUAACUGCCCUCGAUAAUGAGAGGUUCACGGUGCAAUCAGUGAUGUUGAUUUAUGCUGUACCCAGCAUUGCGAUUACCUUCCUUGUUGUUAAUGUUUUGCGACUUCUCUUCCAUACAUCGGGCAUCCCUCCUGCUCUCUAUGCAGUGUUACAGCUACAGGUGAAUGCGGUGUUGCCAGUGCUUCCCCUUCUCUUCCCUGUUAUGUGGAUCUUGGUGAUGGCUCUUGGAGAGGCCCGUGUGCUGGCCCAAAUGAGCAAGACUUCCCCAUGUGCACUGAUUGCUAAGUUUUCCGAAGAUACUCUCAGCAGCUAUACGGAGGCAGUUUCUGCACAGGAAAUGCUGCGCUGUAUGUGUUCCCAUUUCAUGCGUGUCCUGGUGGGUAGAUCCGACACUCUUCCGUACACCUCAAGUUUGCUGCAUGGCCUCGGAUCUGUUACUGUACUAUGCUGUGUGGAUAAACAGGGUGUCCUCUCAUGGCCAAAUCCCAGUCCAGAAACCGUUCUCUUUUUUAGUGGACGGGCAGAUCAUGCCACAGACAGACACGAGGACUGCACUGAUCAGAUGUCCUUGCGGUCUUACUGCCAGGCUGAGCUUGAUGAUGAGCCACAGGAGAUGGUGGCGCUAUUAGCGAACACAGAAAAUGUGCAACUGGUUAAUGAGCAGGAAAUAGCCGAGCGGUCUGGAGAUCCCAAUAAGCUUCCCGAAACUCAGCGCAAAGAACACAGUCGGCACAAACAUGCUUCUGGAUCUAAUGUGAGCUUUAGCCAAGAUGCCGGAGGACUGCUGAACAGCGAAGUGGACGAUUACGUGUGUGACUGCCACCUUGAGAUGCUCCGUCUGUCCCAGGAUCAACAGAACCCGCAGAGUAUCCAGUUUGAUGAGUCCAACUGGCAGUUCCAUCUAAGUUCUCUAAAACCCAUAGGACUCAAUGUGCUGCUGAACCUGUGUAACCCAGGAGUGACCACCACACUGUGCCGUUUCUCUGACCAUUUGCGUCACAUUGCUUUACAAGAGACACACUGCUCUGUGCUCCCAGGGCACAUCCCGUGGGGUCUCUGUGACUUUUCAAGGUUGAUUGGAUUCACCCCUGGAGCUAAAGACCUGUUCAAGCUGCAGAAUCAUGUAGCUCUUUACCACCACCCCAGUGAUGAGACUGCAAAAGAGACAAUGCUCUCAAAGUUCCCGGCAGCUACCAAACACCGACCUCUGCUCAGUCACAUGAUCAGCCUGUUCGUCAGGGAUGUUACAACCAACACAGAACAGAUGCUGUCCCAUGGAACAGCUGACAUAAUCCUUGAAGCUUGCACAGAUUUCUGGGAUGGAGCAGACAUCUACCCUCUGUCUGGAUCCGACAGGAAAAAGGUGUUGGAUUUUUAUCAACGAGCCUGUCUGUCUGGUUAUUGCUCUGCCUUCUCCUACAAACCUAUGCACUACUCCCUGUCGUCCCAUCUCCACGGGAAGUGCAUAGAGUUGCUGCAUGCUCCCGGCCAAGGCUCUCUGGCUGCUUCCUGUGACCCUGGAUCUACUCCUCUGAAGAUCUCUGGACGGCAUGACAGCUGGAGCUCUGACGAAGGCAUUGGAGAGGUGGUUGAGGAUAUGGCUCAGGCUCUCAGUGGUCAAAUCUUUAUGGGCAUGGUGUCAUCACAGUAUCAGGCGCGCUUGGACAUUGUUAGGCUAAUAGACGGUUUAGUGAAUGCUUGUAUCCGAUUUGUGUACUUCUCCAUGGAAGAUGAGCUUCGAAGCAAGGUAUUUGCAGAAAAGAUGGGUUUGGAAACUGGAUGGAACUGUCACAUUUCCCUGACACCAAACGGGGAAGGACCAGAGUGCGAGGUUCCACAAUGCAGUCCCAGCCAUGCAGGCUCCUUGCGUGAUGAUCUCCACCAGGCCUCUCGGGAGGAUGCAGAAGGAAUGCUUCUAAUGGAAGAUGAAGGACCCUCAGAUAUGAUUAGCUUCCAGCCUACGGACAGUGAUGUUCCCAGCUUCUUGGAAGACUCAAACCGGGCCAAGCUUCCCCGUGGUAUCCACCAAGUCAGACCUCACCUGCAGAACAUCGAUAAUGUUCCCCUGCUCGUCCCUCUUUUCACUGACUGCACACCAGAAACUAUGUGUGAAAUGAUUCAGAUAAUGCAGGAGUAUGGAGAAGUAACCUGUUGUCUGGGCAGCUCAGCAAACAUCCGGAACAGCGGCCUGUACUUACAGAGUGAUAUCAGCAUCUCUCUGGAUCCACUAUACCCGUCACGCUGCUCCUGGGAAAUGUUUGGUUAUGUGAGUGGAACUUUACGAACCACCGCUACUGAGAAACUGGCGCCUCUUCAACUCUCCUCGGCUCUUAACAGCCUGCCUUGCUCGAUGUCAUUCAGACAAGAAGAGUGUGUAGGCCUCAUCCGUCUCAUUGAGCAGGCUCGUCAUUCAACAUACGGCAUCAGGAAAUGCUUCCUGUUCCUCCUGCAGUGCCAGCUGACACUCGUAAUUGUGCAGUUUAUGGCUUGUUUAUUUCAACUUCCACCACUUCUGAGCACUACAGAUAUUCUGUGGCUAUCCUGCUUCGUUUACCCAUUGCUCAGUGUAUCUCUGCUUGGAAAGCCCCCGGAUAAUUCCAUAAUGACUGUAGCUACAGGAAAAAAUCUCCACUCCAUCCCAAAAAAGACGCGACAUUAUUUCCUGGUUUGCUUCCUGGUGAAGUUUAUCCCGUCCUGCUCUUGUUGUAUCCUCUGCUUCUGGUUCUCCCUUGAGAAGUUCUGUGAUAUCUCGUCUUACAGCAAUACCACCAACUGCACUGGGAUCACAGUUUAUAGUGAUUCUGUUGGUGCUCCAGAUUGGUUUGGUUCCCUUUCCGGAGCCCUGUUACUGGCCCAGAAGCUAUCUGCCUGCCUUAUUGUCUUGCACACAGUGAUUAUAUCAGUCAGUCACGUUCACCGCUCCAAAGCUCUGUGGAAGCGAAGUCCUUUCCGUAAUAGAUGGUGGAGUCUAACAUUGCCCAUAUUGUUCCUGGCGCAGGGUUUACAGACGGCGCUUGACCUGAAACUCUGGACAAACUCUGCCUCACCUCUGACCUUUCACCCCAAGGACAUCCCUCUCAUAUCUUGGUUGUUGGGGACAAUCUCCCUUGUAAUAGUCCUUGUAAUCAAUGAAUUGGUUAAGCUGCACGAAAUAAGAGUCCGAGUCCGUUAUCAGAAGAGGCAAAAGCUUCAAUUUGAAACCAAACUUGGCAUGAACUCACCAUUCUGAUCACCUCCCAUCACUUUGCUGUAGGGGAUAUUGGUAGUGUUGUUGAGCUAGAUUUAUUUUGUCUUGCCUCAGCUUCAGACAAGGGAGAGGCAGGGAACUGAUGUGUUUGACCUCGAGAAUCCCAUUUGGAAGGACACUGUUGACACAGCUAUUCAUAUCAUCCUUAAACCAGCUGUCACCACCAGUGCCUCCUCCCUACCUCCUGUGCCUGUUUACAAUUUGCAGUUGGAGUUGCCACAACUUCCUGAGUCUUUCCCUCCGCACUGAUCUGAUGAGUGACGAAUGUGAGGGUUCUCAUUCAUCUGUCGUCUGACCCAAUGCAUGUUUCCUUCAGGAGCAAAGCUCCCGUGCAUGGCUCAAUGCAUAUUAGAUGCUCUGCUAUGCGCUUUAAACCACUGGAGUGCUCCGCACACUGCAUCACCAAACAAUGCGUGCAAUAGGAAUGGGACACUUAUUUUUUGUUUUUUAAAUGAUGUAUAUUUUCUAAAGUGAGCUCAAGAGACUUAGCAUUUUUAUUGAAAAAGCUGUGAAUAAAAUCUAUGCCAAUAGCU